This is a messenger RNA of Odobenus rosmarus divergens (Pacific walrus), 3246 nucleotides long. RefSeq names its product solute carrier family 9, member C2 (putative) (gene SLC9C2). The record is from RefSeq and is a predicted model, not a curated record. Gene Ontology annotation, cellular component: membrane. The transcript has 24 exons. NCBI's taxonomy places the organism in Eukaryota, Metazoa, Chordata, Mammalia, Carnivora, Odobenidae. Gene Ontology annotation, biological process: proton transmembrane transport. The coding region runs from base 1 to 3246 and encodes 1081 amino acids. Gene Ontology annotation, molecular function: sodium:proton antiporter activity.
AUGAACUCUUCCUUCUGGAUGCAAAGAGAAGGUAACAGGCCUGAAUUAUUCUGUGGAAGUUCAGCUGGCUACACCAUCAAAAGUGGACAUUUCAUAAUGCUUGUGUGUUCCACUAUUGUUUUGGGAGGAUUUUUGAGGACCUGUUUAAAGAAUUCUGAGGUCACUGUCUUGAUAAUUCUUUCUGUGGUAGGAUUUGUGAUAGGACAACUGGCUCACAAUUCUGUGGAGGUGUACCAAAUUGUCUAUCCUCUUCUGAGAACACCAAGUUUUUCACUUUAUUGUUAUUUUUCACCUAUAAUUAUAUUUAUGGCUGCUUUGGAUGUGGACUUUUGUAUCCUCAGGAAUGUGUUCUGGCAGGUCUUGUUAACAGCAUUAAUUAGCUUUGUUGUGGCAUUCAUCAUAAUUGGAUAUGUGGUUCUGAAAUUCAAUAGAGAUUUGUGGGAUUUGCAGUCUUCCCUACUCUUUAGCAUGACCCUUGGCAUGACAGAUCCUGUUCAUUCUGUGAAUUCACUGAAAACUAUUGUGGAAUUUUUGGGAAUGUCGGGAAUGGUUGCAUUAGUCACUGUUGGACUGAAUUUAGAUUCCUUAAGCUUUAAACCGAGGAUUGAGUUAAUAAUUACUAAGUUCCUAAUAAUGUUUUCAACUGUAUACCAACAAUUAAUAUAUACUUUCUUUGGCAUUGUAAUUGGAUGUGGAGAAACCAAGUAUUUAGGAUUUCAUACUGUGGUUUUCAUGUUCAUCUUAUUUGCAACAGUGAAUUUUGUAAGGUUGCUUACUAUUGUGUUAGUGAGCCCCAUCCUGAUGCAUGCAAAUUAUGAAUAUAAUUGGAGAUGGGGAAUUGUUAUAGCAUGGUCUGGAAUUAAAGGAGUUUUUAGCUUACUCUUGGCUCCUGAUAUUCAUAAUCUGGCUGAACAAAAAAUAGAGUCACCGCAAUUGUUUAUAUUGUAUGUACAGGUAAUAUCACUAAUGACUAUGGGAAUAAAUUCAUACAUGAUGACUCAUUCAGCCAGGACACUAGGUUUGUGUGCUAUUUCCCUCCCAAGGCAAAUGGCCAUGAAAAAUGCCAUUAAGCACAUUCAGGAGAUAAUACAGAACACAAUAACACUAUUCAAAACAGAAAAAAUUUUGACAAAUGUUAAUUGGACCUUAGUAGAAGAAAAAACAAAGAUUGAAUACAACAUUCCUUCUGAUCCUUAUCAUGUUUCACAUGAUAACGAAAAGGAGGAGGAGUCCCCAACAGAAGAAGUUUUAAUAGAAGAAGCCAGAUUGCAUGUAGCUAUAAUACAAAUGAGUAGCUUUGAAAAACAGUGUAAUGAUGGAAUCCUCAGUGUAGAGGCAGCCCGGAUAUUAAUUGGUGCAACCAAAAGCUAUUGCCCCAUCCGAGGAAAAUUCAUGAGUAUUUAUGAUGUUUCAAAUUAUGUAAGAGCUAGAAGUUGGCUUAUCAAGUUUAAAAACAUGUUAGCUUUCUUGGAAUAUCAUAAAGAUAAGGCAUCUCUUAUUAUGUAUGGGAAUAAUAAAUUUCUGCUUUUUGUGUAUCACAUGGUAUUUUCAGAAGAAUUUGAAUAUGCAGGACAUGUUAUAACAGUAAUGUACAUUUAUCCUAUUAUAAUGCAUCUAUGGCCAAUGGCAAGAGAGUUAAAUGUGUCAGCACUUAUAUCAGUAAACAACUAUUUUGUAUUUUUAUACAUAUUUCGAUCAGCACUGAAGAUAGUAAUUUUGAAAAGGAAAUACUUUCAUCAAUAUUGGAAUACUUUGGACUUUCUUAUCAUGCUUCUUGGAAUCAUGGAUAUCUUUUGUAUAUACUUUGUCAAAUUGAGACCAGACAACUUCGUCCUUAUUCAAAUUACAGUAAUACUAGGAUAUUUCAGAAUAAUCAGGUUUAUUCCUUUCAUCAAGAUAAUAAUCCCACUACUGAUAAAUAUUGUAGAUGUGCAGAUCAAAAAGCGCCUCCGCUUGAUGUAUAGUAUUACAAAAGGUUAUGUCAAAAGUCAAGAGGAUACCAAAUUUCUAAUAAAACAGAUUUCCAGCCGAGAAUCAAUAUAUCAGAAAUUAUAUGAAAUUUUGGAAACCAACAAACGAGAUGCUGUCAAAGAACUAGGACUCAUAGAGCAUGAGGGUCGCGAUGUUGUCAUUGCUUUGAAGACUAGGCAGGCAAUCCGGAGUGUGAUUGCUAAAGCUCUGAAAAACCUCACUUUCCUUUGGUCAAGAGGCAUUAUUGAUAAACAUGAGGGCAUCGAGAUGAAUAAGGUACUCCUUGCAAAAAUAAAAGCACUGAAUAACUUUCCAAUGGCAAUCCCGCCACCUACUCCUGAUAAAUAUCUUCAUAAUAUUGUUUGGCUGGAAAAAAAAGAUGUUCUCAUUGAGUUCUUCAAGGAGAGAGCCAAACUUGCCUAUUUUGACUAUGGAGAUGUCAUUUGUAGAGAAGGUGAAAUGCCACAAGGAAUCUACUUAAUUAUUUCAGGAAUGGCAAUUUUGCAUAGUUCACCUCCUACCUUCGGAAUAGACAAUAGCCUAAGGUCUGAUAGAGGGUCCAAAACCAUGUUUACAGAAUACUGUACCAGUGGGGACAUAAUUGGAGAGCUGAGCUGUCUGCUUAAGCGUGAAAUUGAAUAUACCGCCAUCUGUGAAACUAUUUUACAGGCCUGCUUUAUCUCCCUGGAGGAUUUAUAUGAAGGUUUUGAUGUCUUCUGGCCAUCCUUGGAAUAUAAAAUAUGGCUAAAGCUUGCGCUCAGUAUUGCCUAUCAGUAUUUUGAAUCAAGUCUCACUGAUGAGGACUUGGACUUUCAGAAGUGUGUGGCAUUCAAUCUGGCAUACGUGGAGACUUUAUCAAGCUAUAACGAAAUGACUAUUGAUAAUGUGACCAUGAAAUUCGUUAUUAUUGUGUAUGGUAGUGUCAUUGAUACUAAGACAGAGGUACCAUAUCUUGCACCUUGCAUUUUGCCUAAAACCUGUGAGCAGGUUCAGGGAACUUCAGAUUUAAGCAAGCUGCUGGUUGUGCAAGCAUCUGAGCCUGCCAAAAAUACUGAUGACGCCAAAGUCAUGGAACUGAAUCACUUGCCCGUUUCUGAGCCAGUUACUGCCAAGAAAGUGGUAAUGACCUUAUAUCCAGUUAAGACACCCUUUAAGCUAAAAUUAAAAUUGUCAGUAUUUCAAUUUGCAUUGCCCCAAGGCGUGGAGUUGGAGAGAGUAAACCACUACACCAGCCAGUUCGUUGCACCCCAUCGGCAUUUUGACUUGGCCAUUUAG